UACCAAAUCGAAGCUCAACUACCACAAGAACGUCUGCCAUCAGGAGAAGCCUCAGUGCGAUUGCUGUGGGAAGGUGUUCGCUAAUAAAAUGACUCUCAAAUAUCAUCUCAACUCGAAGUUAACUCCUCAAGCGAAGCCGGCCAAGCCCAAAGAAAAAUUGUACAUACCUUGCAAAGGGUGCAAUAAAGUGUUCUACUCUAAGAAAAGCUACCGUGCCCACGUUGUUAUUCACGAUGGUCUAACGUACCCAUGCCCUAUUUGCGGCAAACUCUUCCAAUGGAAGCGUAACCUCGCUCGUCAUACACGGAACCACCGCGAGCGCGACGCGGGCAAUACGCACGAAUGCCGCGAGUGUGGAAAGACCUUUAGUAGCCGAGACUGUUACAAUAACCAUAUGAGACUGAGCAAGAAACAUGUGCCGGAAGAUGCCUAUGGCCACGAAUGCAGCUAUUGCGGGAAGAAAUUCGCCACAAAAUGGUGUAUGGUGGACCAUAUCGACUGGGAUCAUCUCAAACGAAUUAAAUACCAGUGUAGAGUUUGUUUUAAGGUAAGUGCAUUAAACGUUUGCGAAGGAC
Molecule: messenger RNA, 575 nt
Organism: Hyposmocoma kahamanoa
Lineage: Eukaryota; Metazoa; Arthropoda; Insecta; Lepidoptera; Cosmopterigidae
Product: RB-associated KRAB zinc finger protein-like
Exons: 4
Biological process (GO): regulation of transcription by RNA polymerase II
Cellular component (GO): nucleus
Molecular function (GO): DNA-binding transcription factor activity, RNA polymerase II-specific; sequence-specific DNA binding
Source: RefSeq, a predicted model, not a curated record